Molecule: messenger RNA, 1575 nt
Organism: Lachancea fermentati
Lineage: Eukaryota; Fungi; Ascomycota; Saccharomycetes; Saccharomycetales; Saccharomycetaceae
Source: the annotation of a GenBank genome assembly
AUGAGUCGGGAAAGACCACCCUCUUCGUCACCUAGAAGGAAAUCAAAACAGCGCAUACAUGGGCUGAAGAUGCAGACUCUUCCGUUAUCGAGUGAGCUAAAGAAUAAUGAUGAAAUUAAGACCACAGGAGAGAGCGAGGAAGACCGCGAUGAUGAAUAUUCACGCAAUAACCCGCAGUCAAGCUUCGAGAAGGAUGAAGAUUUCAAGUUUAAGCGUCACAGAUCAAAAAAUGGAGGAGUCUCCUCUUUGGGUGAAAGACUUGACAACCUACAGGAGUUGGAACGAGCGAGAUGGAUGGACAACUUUAACUCGUCAGUCAAUAUUGACAAACAUCGUGGUAAAUCCUUGGAAGAAUCACCACAAAGAGUAGCUACUGUUCAACCCCCACAUAUGGCACCGCCGUAUAUGCCAUACAUGUAUUAUUAUCCGAUACCUCCAAUGAUGCCUAUGACUACGUCGCCCACACGGCCUGUGAUUUCCCAAGGAAAUGAAGCAUCUCACUACUUAAAUUCAUCUCAAGGCUAUCCGAAUACCUCCACCCAACCAUUUCUUCCUAUUCCACCUCCCAGCGGCCAACUUAUGCCCCCGCCACCAUUAUACCCGAACUACUCGCCAUAUAGUUAUUAUCAAAGCGCUGACUCUGAACAGUUGAAGAAAACACGACAAAGGAGAGAAAAACGUAAAUCAGUGAUGGAGCAACGUGGAAGGAGAUUAUCGAUGCUAUCGUUUCAGGACAAUAGCCAUAUAAUAUCACCUCACAAAGAUGUUCCUGAAGAGGAUUUUUACAGACAUAUUGCGAACACAUCAUUUGGCCAAGAUCUACAAAUAAGGCAACUUUUCAAUUGGUGCUUUAUUCGAGCUCUUAGAAAACGAGAGACAGUGAAUGCUUCUCAAAAAAAGGUUAAGGAAGGACCUGAUGAAACAUAUGUUGAUCCGAACAAAAUUGCCAUGGUAAUAAUGAAGGAAUUCGUACACGAACUCCGAAAAGGCCUGAUUCAGAUCGAUUGGGAGGCGGAAAAUAAUGACAUCCAAUUAAAUGAUAAACAGUCUUACGAAGAAGAAGAUACCGAGCUCCGGGAAUUGUUUGAUGACGAUGAAGAAGAAAAUAGGAUUUCACAGGUUAAAAAGAGAAGAAAAACUACUGCGAUUAAGAUCCCCAAUGAGAAAAAUCUACAGAAUUCGAAAAGUUUGCUAAUUUUACAAGAGCAGGUUGAUAAGUUGAAAGCAGAGAUUCAAACAUGGGUGAAGUAUUUAGACGUUGACGAUCAUCUGGGAGAUUGGUCUACAUUCAAGUCAGAACUAGAAGCGUGCUCUGAGAACAUUAUUACCACAGUAGAAUCUAAACCGACUGCGGAAGAUAUGAAAAUGCAACUAGUGACUAGGAUGGACAGGUUUUAUUCAAUGUGUCACUUUCUAUCUUCGUAUUCUCAACUACUCUCCGAGACUUCAGGCCGCAAGCUACAACAGCUAAAAACGUAUAUCAAUAACGCAGACGCAUGGGCGGUCCCAAUGGAAAACCGGAGGAAGGGCACGAAAGAGCUACUACAGGGUUUAAGCAAAUCACUUGUACAGUGA